Chlorella variabilis is the source of this 1158-nucleotide messenger RNA. RefSeq lists its product as hypothetical. NCBI's taxonomy places the organism in Eukaryota, Viridiplantae, Chlorophyta, Trebouxiophyceae, Chlorellales, Chlorellaceae. The record is from RefSeq and is a predicted model, not a curated record. The transcript is spliced from 8 exons. Bases 1 to 1158 code for a protein of 385 amino acids.
AUGGCUGAGGACGGCGAGGUCAGCGCCAUCGUGUGCGACAAUGGCUCCGGCAUGGUGAAGGCCGGCUUUGCGGGCGAUGAUGCGCCGCGGGCCGUCUUCCCCUCGAUCGUGGGCCGCCCCAGGCACCAGGGCGUGAUGGUGGGCAUGGGCCAGAAGGACGCUUAUGUGGGCGACGAGGCGCAGUCCAAGCGCGGCAUCCUCACCCUCAAGUAUCCCAUUGAGCACGGCAUCGUGACCAACUGGGACGACAUGGAGAAGAUCUGGCACCACACUUUCUACAACGAGCUGCGGGUGGCCCCGGAGGAGCACCCGGUGCUGCUGACGGAGGCGCCGCUCAACCCCAAGGCCAACAGGGAGAAGAUGACCCAGAUCAUGUUUGAGACUUUCAACGUGCCCGCCAUGUAUGUGGCCAUCCAGGCGGUACUGUCGCUGUACGCCUCAGGCCGCACCACCGGCAUCGUGCUGGACAGCGGCGACGGCGUGUCGCACACGGUGCCCAUCUACGAGGGCUACGCGCUGCCGCACGCCAUCCAGCGCCUGGACCUGGCGGGGCGCGACCUGACUGACUUCAUGAUGAAGAUCCUGACCGAGCGCGGCUACUCCUUCACCACCACCGCGGAGCGCGAAAUCGUGCGGGACAUCAAGGAGAAGCUGGGGUAUGUGGCGCUGGACUACGAGCAGGAGCUGCAGACCUCCCUCUCCUCCUCCACGCUGGAGAAGACGUUUGAGCUGCCAGACGGGCAGGUCAUCACCAUUGGCAGCGAGCGGUUCCGGUGCCCCGAGGUGCUGUUCCAGCCGUCCAUGAUGGGUCUGGAGAGCGCGGGCAUCCACGAGACCACCUUCAACUCCAUCAUGAAGUGCGACGUGGACAUCCGCAAGGACCUCUACUCCAACAUCGUGCUGUCGGGCGGCACCACCAUGUUCCCGGGCAUCGCCGACCGCAUGUCCAAGGAGAUCACCAGCCUGGCGCCCUCCUCCAUGAAGAUCAAGGUGGUGGCGCCCCCCGAGCGCAAGUACAGCGUGUGGAUCGGCGGCUCCAUCCUCUCCUCCCUCUCCACCUUCCAGCAGAUGUGGAUCGCCAAGAGCGAGUACGACGAGUCCGGCCCCUCCAUCGUGCACAGGAGUGAGUGUGUGUUGGGGGGGGGUGUCUGCUGGUGA